This is a messenger RNA of Arctia plantaginis, 900 nucleotides long. The record is from the annotation of a GenBank genome assembly. NCBI's taxonomy places the organism in Eukaryota, Metazoa, Arthropoda, Insecta, Lepidoptera, Erebidae.
AUGGCACAAAGUAAGCUGAAUGACAUGGCAGGUAAAUUUGCAAAAGGAGGACCUCCUGGUCUUAGCAAUGGGCUGAAAGCGUUAGCCGUUGUAGGUGCGGCUGCUUAUGGCAUCUCCCAAUCGUUAUUUACCGUCGAAGGUGGUCAUCGAGCCAUCAUGUUCAACAGAAUAGGAGGUAUUCAGCAACAUGUCAUGAGUGAAGGUUUGCACUUUCGGGUACCAUGGUUUCAAUACCCUAUAAUUUAUGACAUCAGAUCAAGACCAAGAAAGAUUUCUUCACCAACAGGCUCCAAAGACUUGCAAAUGGUAAAUAUUUCAUUGAGAGUUCUUUCUCGCCCAGACGCCAACAGCCUACCGACAAUGUAUCGACAACUAGGCACUGAUUAUGAUGAAAAAGUGCUUCCAUCUAUUUGCAAUGAAGUUCUUAAAUCUGUUGUUGCUAAAUUUAAUGCAUCUCAAUUAAUCACUCAGCGGCAACAAGUCUCACUUCUAAUUAGAAGAGAGUUAGUGGAGCGUGCUGCUGAUUUUAAUAUUAUUUUGGAUGAUGUUUCUCUCACUGAACUAAGCUUUGGCAAGGAAUAUACUGCUGCAGUUGAAGCAAAACAGGUUGCUCAACAAGAAGCUCAGCGUGCUGCAUUCGUAGUGGAAAGAGCCAAGCAGGAGCGUCAGCAAAAAAUUGUACAAGCAGAGGGUGAAGCUGAAGCAGCUGAAAUGUUGGGUAAAGCCAUGGGAAUGAAUCCCGGUUACUUGAAAUUGCGUAAAAUCCGUGCAGCUCAAAGCAUCUCAAGAAUGCUUGCUCAGUCACAAAACCGCGUGUUCCUUCAUGGAAACAGCUUGAUGAUCAAUCUUCAAGACCCCACCUUUGACGAUUUAUCUGAAAAACUAACAAAGAAAAAGUAA